Messenger RNA from Acanthopagrus latus (yellowfin seabream), 6463 nucleotides. It is a transcript of the gene sgsm1a, whose product is annotated as small G protein signaling modulator 1a. The transcript has 26 exons. Lineage: Eukaryota; Metazoa; Chordata; Actinopteri; Spariformes; Sparidae. Gene Ontology annotation, biological process: activation of GTPase activity. The record is from RefSeq and is a predicted model, not a curated record. The coding region runs from base 16 to 4047 and encodes 1343 amino acids. Gene Ontology annotation, molecular function: GTPase activator activity.
CGCUCGGGCCAGCCAAUGGGAGCGCUGCAUGUGCCUUUAAGGGGGCGUGUCCUCGAGGGAGGGCGGGGUCUUCAGGCGGUGUGCAGGCAGCGCUCAGCUGACGGGAGGAGUGCAGCGCGCAGACCGGAGACUGGACCCAUGGCAACAAUCAUGGCAGAGGCAGAGACCCGGCAGAGGCUGCUGCGCACCGUCAAGAAGGAGGUGAAGCAGAUUAUGGAGGAAGCCGUCACCAGGAAAUUCGUCCACGAAGACAGCAGCCACAUUGUCUCCUUUUGUGCGGCGGUGGAGGCGUGUGUUCUGCACGGGCUGAAGCGGCGAGCGGCCGGCUUUCUGCGCAGCAACAAGGUGGCGGCGUUAUUCAUGAAGGUGGGGAAGAGCUUCGCCCCGGCCGAGGAGCUGUGCAGGAAGGCCCAGGAGGUCGAGCAGAUCAUCGAGACAAAGAGGAGCCAGAGCUUGCAAAGCCAAGACAGCUUCCGCAAGAUACCGCGCCUGCCCAGCCUCAACCCGCAGGGGGUCAAGAACCUGUGGAUCCGGACGGCUCUGUUCGAGAAGGUGCUGGACAAGAUUGUUCUCUACCUGGUGGAGAACAGCAGUAAAUACUACGAGAAAGAGGCCGUUCUAAUGGACCCCGUGGACGGACCCAUCCUCGCCUCUUUGUUAGUGGGACCUUGUGCUUUGGAGUACACAAAGAUGAAGACGGCCGACCACUUCUGGACCGACCCGUCCGCUGACGAGCUGGUGCAGAGGCAUCGCAUCCACGGUGGCCACUGCAGACAGGACUCUCCCACUAAGAGGCCGACACUGUGUAUCCAGAAGCGGCACUCCAGCAGCAGCAUGGAUGAACGCCCCUCCCCCUCGCCAUCAGCUCGUGAAUAUGUGGAGUCCCUGCAUCAGAACAACAGGGUGACGCUACUGUUUGGCAAGAACAAUGUGCUUGUACAACCGAGGGAUGACAUGGAGGCCGUCCCGGGUUACCUCUCUCUGCACCAGAACGCUGACAUCAUGACCCUGAAGUGGACGCCCAAUCAGCUGAUGAACGGCUCCGUGGGAGACCUGGACUACGAACGCAGUGUUUACUGGGACUAUGCAAUGACGAUCCCUCUGGAGGAGAUAGUUUACUUGCACUGCCACCAACAAGUUGACAGUGGGGGGACAGUGGUGCUGGUCAGUCAGGACGGGAUACAGAGACCUCCGCUUCGCUUCCCCAGAGGAGGCCACUUGCUCCAGUUCCUCUCCUGCCUGGAGAACGGCCUGCUUCCCCACGGCCAGCUGGACCCUCCGCUCUGGUCCCAGAGGGGAAAGGGAAAGGUGUUUCCCAAGCUGCGGAAGAGGGUUCCUCAGGGAUCUGGAUCCACAGAGUCGGUCUCCGAUAAGGAGGAGGACGAGGCCACAGACUACGUCUUCCGCAUCCUCUUUCCAAACAGCCAGUCGGAGUUUGUGACUGUAACCCACCCUCCCCACCUGACUUCCUCCCUCUCCCUUCACCUGAGCGGACAGUCCCCGUCCAAAACAGGCACCCUGGUCGUUCCCAAGAGAUCCCGCAGCUGUCCGGAAGAAUCCGGCUCACUCACAGGAAGCAGCCUGACUCCUCCAGACUUGAUGGAUCAGGGAGCUACGAUGUGGCACCCCACUCUCAGGAAGUCCUCGUGUUCCUCUUGUUCUCAGGGGAGCUUCUCUGACGGGGCGACGCCCAAGGGCUGCAACCACGAGAGGGCUCCUCUGAAGAUGCUGUGCGACAACAUGAAGUAUCAGAUCAUCUCCCGGGCGUUUUACGGCUGGUUGGCGUACUGCCGUCACCUGUCCACCGUGCGCACUCACCUCUCUGCUCUCGUCAAUCACACCAUCGUGGCGCCCGACGUGCCGCGUGAUGCCGACAAAGGGCUCACCGCUGACGUGUGGCAGACGUUUCUACAGGACCGCACAGCGUACGAGGAGAAGGAGCUGCUUCGCCUGGUCUACUUCGGCGGUGUGGACGCCUCGCUGCGUAAAGAAGUUUGGCCUUUCCUGCUCGGUCAUUACCAGUUUGGAAUGACAGACGCUGAGAGAAAUAAGGUGGAUGAACAGGUGCGAGUGUGCUACCAGCAGACCAUGUGUGAGUGGCUCCGCUGCGAGGAGGUCGUCCGCCAGCGGGAGAAGGAGCAGCAUGCCGCGGCGUUAGCCAAGUGCUCCUCAGGAGCGAGCAUGGACAGCUCAAGUCAGAAGAUGAUGCACCACGACUCCACCAUCAGCAAUGAGUCCCAGUCCCCCCAGAGCUCAGACAGACAGAGUCUGACUCGCCUGCAGAGUGACUCCAGCAGCAGCACACAGGUGUUCGAGUCAGUGGAGGAGGUGGACCAGAUCGAGACGGAGCCCAAGAGCGAAGAGGCCAAACAGGUGCCGAAGAUGCCCAACGGAGCGCUGCAGAACGGGACGAGCUCUCCGGACUCCGGACAUCCCUCCUCCCGCAACUUCUCCGUCACUUCCGGCCUGUCGGACGGCUCGUUCAGCACGGAGGACAGCGGUGCGCACGAUUCGUCCUCCAGAUCUGCAGCGGCCCCCCCGGCGCCUGCAGGGACAGAGAGUGAAGGUCUGACAGAGGACGCUCAGGUGAAAGGUGAGGUGAGGGACAAAGAGGACGAGGAGGGGAAAGAACCUGACGUGAGCAAAACUGCUGAAAACACCAAGACUGAGGCGACAGGUGAAGACGUGAUACAGCCACUGAAAGAGGGGCUCAAACCACAAGGUAUGGUUGAGGAGCCUGGAGCGAUUGAAACGGAGGAGUGUGAAGACAAAGACCUGGAUGCACUGGCAGGUAUUAAAGGAAUUACAUCAGGAACAGAAAAAGAAAUGCCACAUGAGGAUACAUCACAGCCUGAGGCAGAAACAACUGUGAACGAAGGAAAAACAAAUGCAACGGACGAAUCAGAUACAAGCAAACCACAAGAGGUGUUACUGGCAGAAAGAAAAGAGGAGAUAUCGAUAGAUCCUGCGGCUCCUGAGGCUGAAAAGAGCCUUGUUUUCUCAGCAGACAUCGAGGCCUCCAGAGCGAGAGAAUCGUACUUCACCCCGCAGAAAGACGACGUCCAGGCCAUGACCGAGUCUGAUGAGUCUCCCUCAGCCAUAGAGAUGGAGGAGAUCCCCAAAGCCAAAGUUUCCAUGGUGCCUUGGAGCAGGAAGGGACGCUGCGAAGGAGCGUCUCUCUCUGACGACUCGGCCGCUCACGUGGAGCUCAGGCAGGAGGAGGAGCAGGGGAAGCCCAGUCCAGAGGGCACCGAGUCCAUCCUGUCCGAGGAGCCGGAGAUGGAGAGCCUCUACUCCAACUUUGACUCUCUGGUCGGGUCCGAAGGCGCCAAGAACGAAGCCAGCAGUCAAGGAUCUGCUGGGGGCCCCUUUUCUCAAGAGCUUUUGGACUUGUAUACAUUAAAUCUGCACCGCAUCGAGAAGGACGUCCAGCGCUGCGACAGGAACUAUUGGUACUUCACGCCGGCCAAUCUGGAGAAACUGCGAAACAUCAUGUGCAGUUAUAUCUGGAGGCACCUUGACAUCGGCUAUGUUCAGGGCAUGUGUGAUCUGCUGGCUCCGCUUCUUGUCAUUCUGGAUGAUGAGGCCAUGGCCUUCAGCUGUUUCACCGAGCUCAUGAAGAGAAUGAAUCAAAACUUUCCACACGGAGGAGCUAUGGACACUCACUUUGCCAACAUGCGCUCUCUUAUCCAGAUCCUGGACUCGGAGCUGUUUGAGCUGAUGCACCAGAACGGAGACUACACCCACUUCUACUUCUGCUACCGCUGGUUCCUCCUCGACUUCAAGCGAGAGCUCGUGUACGAUGACGUGUUCGCAGUCUGGGAAACCAUCUGGGCCGCCAAGUGUGUCUCCUCUAGUCACUUUGUCCUCUUCAUCGCCCUGGCGCUGGUGGAGAUCUACAGGGACAUCAUCCUGGAGAACAACAUGGACUUCACCGACAUCAUCAAGUUUUUCAACGAAAUGGCCGAGCACCACAACAUCAAGCAGAUCCUGACCCAGGCCCGAGAUCUGGUGUGCAAGGUGCAGCUGCUGAUAGAGAACAAGUGAUUGUGCUGUUUGUCUUCUUCUUCUCCUUCCAAGUAAAGUGUGAUCGGCUGUAGCAGCACAAAGAGACAAACACAUGACCUCACACACACACACUACACAUACACACACACACUAAACACAACACACACACUACACAAGGCCUUUACAAUCACAGUUUGCUGCUAUGAGCCUUAUUCUCUGUAUUGUUUGUGUUGUCAGCAGGUGUACGAGAAUAUUAAGCUUCAUAUUCGUCAGUAUGUUCAAGUGCAAAAAAACUAAAAAUGUAUCUGAAAAAAAAAAACAAAACAAGAACUUCUUUGAUUCCUAAAUAUUUUUGCCAGAAAAUCCUGUAAGUGUCGAUCUUAAAUCCGAGUGCACUUAAUAUUUUGAGAUAGAAGAAGGUCGUAGCUGCGCAUUUCAAAACCGAAAUGCAAGAGCAGAAUUCAAGAAGAGACUAUAUUUAUGAGAAAUAUACAUUGUGAUAAUAGUUUAUAAUAGUUAUUUUAGUAGUCAAAGUCUACAAGAGUAAACUUAUAUACACCAGUUGUCCCCUGAUACCUCGACCCCGAUGAAGGAAAGAAUGUAAGCAGACUUAUUUCUUUUUCUUUUUCUUUUUAAACACCCGAAAAGUUGAAUUAAUUUCCACCGAUGACUGAUUCAGAGCACGCUGGAUCACUGCAGUCCAAAAAACACAAUUCAACAACCCGAAACUCGGUUAUGUUUAACACACACACACACACACAGAGCGUUUAAUGAUGAUUUAGCUUUUAGCACCAUGUCAGUGAUUUUUAGCAUCCAACAGUGUUUUUCAGUGUCUGGAACUGCCUUUGUCUGCCAAAUAUUAUGUCUUUGUUCUGUGUGAACUGUACUGUACUGAGAGAAAACUGUGUUUAACUUAUUUAAAAAAAAAAUGAUAUUAUGUCAUAACUCUUGUAAAAUUAUAACCAAAUCUUUAAGUGGACUUAUGGAUGUCUGGAUUUAUGUAACGCAACAAGCCUGAUUUGAUCGUCUUCUUGAGUUUUGUUUCGUUCUCCCGUGAACCGCUGUAUAUUUUUGUAAAUCGUGCAGUUUACUCACCUUGAUUAUUUUUUUUUUGUCUUCUAACGUCUGCCGCCUGUCUGUUGAAUCAAAUGUUUACUUGAGCUUGAGUGUGAUUAUGAAUUAGGAGGAUCAGAUAAAGUGUUUUGUGUGGGAUUUAGUGACAUCUCGUAGAUUGCGACGAACUGAACGCCCCUCGUCUCUCCCUUCCUGAUGGCGGCUAUUAAAAAAUGUGUAAAAUGUGAAUGGCCCCUGUCUGGAGUCAGCGUUUAGUUUGUCCUUUCUGGGCUACUGUAGAAAACAUGGUGGACUCUGUGUGGAAGAGGACCCUCCAGGCUCCCUCUGUAGAUAUAAAAGGCUCAUUGUCAGGUAAUAAAAACACAAGGAUUCUCGGCCCUCUCUACAUGUAUUUUCCCCAAAAAACGUAGCAUUUUCUAUGCAUUAUGCAUUUGAUGUCACUGAAAACUAAAUCUUUUUAGAAAACUCCUUCCUCAAUUUUCAGUGUUCGCGUCGUUACAGGCUGAAACUCAGAUUGUUUUAGAAAUUAUAUACACACGUUUAUGUCAACGUGAAUGUGUCAUGAUAUUUGAGUAGAUGGAAAAUAGACAUGGUAAGAUUCCCCUACAAUGAUUCUGUGAAGAGCUGCCACGUUAAACUCCCUCGUUCGUAGUAUUUUCUCUCACUCAGCAGCCAACUGGAGCGUACAGUCUGCUUCCUGUUUACAACGACAUGCAGCCAGAUUAGUUCAUGGUUUCCAAAAUUACCUGCAUACGUGUGGACUAGCCCUUUAUUUCAGGUGAGUGUACACUAAAGAACACAUCAUUUUUCUUACUUAUAUUCUGUUUUCACCUCUAAAUCCUGCACACCACAAUUUUUAAACACAUGGAUGAAAUGAUGAAAGUAAUAGGACGAUUUUUUUUAAUGAACUGCAAACGACUGGAUGUUAUGAUGGAAACAGAUUUAUCGUUUUGGCAGAUUUGGGGCUCGUGAGGACGUUCAGUAGAUGUUUUCUUUUCCUUGAAUUGGUGCAAACGUUGAUCUCAGUUACAUUCAUGAUGAGUGUCGCUAUCAAGUGUUGCUCCAUGAAUGUAGUUUAAAGAUGAAUUGCUUUUGCUAUCGGUGUUUCUUUGUGAAUGCUAACCGCUGUCAGAAAACCUGUUUUAUUUAAUUUAUUGUAACAAUUUAUUUGCCGAAGUAUUUAUUUAUAUAUUUAUUUAUUCCUCUUUUUUUUUUUCAUUCAGAUGCUGCUUUUAUUUGUAAAGCUGAUAUUUUUUAUUUCCUGGCCAGUUCUAAAUGUUUACUGUAAAACAAUCAAGAUUCUAUACUCAGAGUUCAUUUAUAUAUAUAAAUAUAUAUAUUAAAUGGUAUAUGUUCUUAUAAUAAAAAUAUUAAAAAUGGA